This is a messenger RNA of Durusdinium trenchii, 639 nucleotides long. The record is from the annotation of a GenBank genome assembly. NCBI's taxonomy places the organism in Eukaryota, Dinophyceae, Suessiales, Symbiodiniaceae.
GUGAAAUUGAAUCCACGUACCGAGCUGUUCCUCAACGCACUUCGAGAAGUUCAAGUGCCGUCGGUGAUCCCCGGCAUCUUGGAGAAAGCUGCGGCUGAUGCAGAGGCAGAGGACCUCGCUUCAGAUCAGGAGUGGUUGGAUCACAUCGAGGGCAAAGGCGAGAAGCUCAAAGAGCACGACCAGACCGACCGGACCGCGCCACCACAGCAGUUGCCAAGCUUACCAAAGGACGACGACGAUGCGGGAUCUCAGCAGCGGAGGCAGGAAUGGGCAGCAAGUGCGGCUGUCAGAUACCAGGAUAUGUUUUUCAAGAAGGACGCCCCGGCCCCGGCGGCCCCGGCCCCGGCGUCCCCGGCGGCCGCCGACGCCGACGCCGACGCCGCGGCCGUGGAGUCCAAACCAGAGGCGGCGGCGGAGGCGGAGAUGACCCCGUUGAAUAAUCCCACUCCCACUGAGACAAUGGAGACUGCGGAGACGAAGUCUCAAGAAAAGCAUCAGGAUGAAGAACCAAAAGAUCAUGCGACUCAGGCUGCAGACGUCUCUGAGUUUAGUGAGCAACCGGAACCCGGCAGUGCUGCUGGCAGUGCGGUGGUGAAGACAGAUGUUGAACAAGCUGCGGCUGAGGCGGCGAAGAAGGAG